Messenger RNA from Sorex fumeus (smoky shrew), 2089 nucleotides. RefSeq names its product phosphoribosyl pyrophosphate synthetase 1 (gene PRPS1). Gene Ontology annotation, molecular function: ATP binding; magnesium ion binding; ribose phosphate diphosphokinase activity. The record is from RefSeq and is a predicted model, not a curated record. Lineage: Eukaryota; Metazoa; Chordata; Mammalia; Eulipotyphla; Soricidae. The transcript has 7 exons. The coding region runs from base 151 to 1107 and encodes 318 amino acids. Gene Ontology annotation, cellular component: ribose phosphate diphosphokinase complex; cytoplasm. Gene Ontology annotation, biological process: purine nucleotide biosynthetic process; 5-phosphoribose 1-diphosphate biosynthetic process; ribonucleoside monophosphate biosynthetic process.
GGCAAUUUUAGAGCCGCGCGCCCGGCGGGAAUGUAAGAUGGCGGUGUGGUAACGCGAACCGGCUAGUACUGAGUGUCUGGGCCAACUUCAGUUCGGGUUUCUCCAGCAGCAGUAAUCGGUGGACGAAGAGUGUUAGGGUACUUGACCAAGAUGCCGAACAUCAAGAUCUUCAGCGGCAGCUCCCACCAGGAUUUGUCCCAGAAAAUUGCCGACCGCCUGGGCCUGGAGCUAGGCAAGGUGGUGACUAAGAAAUUCAGUAACCAGGAGACCUGUGUGGAAAUUGGUGAAAGUGUUCGGGGAGAGGAUGUCUACAUUGUUCAGAGUGGUUGUGGUGAAAUCAAUGAUAACCUCAUGGAGCUUUUGAUCAUGAUUAAUGCCUGCAAGAUCGCGUCAGCCAGCCGAGUUACUGCGGUCAUCCCGUGCUUCCCUUACGCAAGACAGGACAAGAAGGAUAAGAGCCGAGCUCCAAUAUCAGCCAAGCUUGUUGCAAAUAUGCUUUCUGUAGCAGGUGCAGACCAUAUUAUCACUAUGGACCUUCAUGCCUCCCAAAUUCAGGGCUUUUUUGAUAUCCCAGUGGACAAUCUCUAUGCAGAGCCAGCUGUCCUCAAGUGGAUACGAGAGAACAUCUCUGAGUGGAGAAACUGUACCAUUGUUUCACCAGAUGCUGGUGGAGCUAAGAGAGUGACCUCCAUCGCUGACCGGUUGAAUGUGGAUUUUGCUUUGAUUCACAAAGAACGGAAGAAGGCAAAUGAAGUGGACCGCAUGGUGCUGGUAGGCGAUGUGAAGGACCGGGUCGCCAUCCUGGUGGAUGACAUGGCUGACACUUGUGGCACAAUCUGUCAUGCAGCCGACAAACUUCUCUCAGCUGGAGCCACCAGAGUUUAUGCUAUCUUGACUCAUGGAAUCUUUUCGGGUCCAGCCAUUUCUCGCAUCAACAAUGCUUGUUUCGAAGCUGUAGUAGUCACCAACACCAUACCUCAAGAGGAUAAGAUGAAACAUUGCUCCAAAAUACAGGUGAUCGAUAUCUCCAUGAUCCUGGCAGAAGCCAUCAGGAGAACUCACAAUGGGGAGUCAGUUUCCUACCUGUUCAGCCAUGUCCCUUUAUAAUAGGAGAACUACCGGGGCUAUAAAAAAAUCCAGCAAGCCAGCCCCAUCCCCACACCACUCCCCCUCCCUAUCUGUCACCCUUCUUCCCCUUGGUACUCGAAGAUUGAGCAGAAGAACCAGCUUGCUCUAGUUUAGUUCACCCACUUUAGUGUCGCUCUUAACUGUAGGCAGAGGCAGAUUGAGAUGAAUAACUCAGAUUUCCCGCUGUAUCGUUUCCUUUCUUCUUGCUGCUUGAGUUCAAUAGGUCUUGCAGUUUUUACUCCUGUUCAGCUUUUGCUAGAUUUAGCAGCUGCAGGGUGUUGUGGAGGGCUGCUGGGGAUUGGAAAAGCUUAUCUGAUCUUUCACAAAUAUUUGCAUGACAAUAUUUCUGGGCUUCCAUGAUUCAGAUCUGCUAAUAAGAAAACCAACCCCAGCAUUGCUCCAAACACCACCCUCCCCGCUCCGCACUUCAGUCCUAAGUCUCUUAGGUUUUUAAAGUCUAUGUCAAAUAAUUGCUUAAGACCUGAUUGCCAAAUCCUUGUAUGCAGUGGUUCUCUACCUAGCUUGAGCAGUGCUCAGCUGGCACCCAAGGGGAGCCAGUGCACAGCACAACAAAGGCUUGAGAGGGAAAAAAGCCUAAUUAAUCACAAUCAGGUGAUUCAAUGACAAGGAUUCUUCUUUAUACUUAUCCUUACCUUUGGCCUCACUGAACUAGCUACAUCUUCCUGGCCAAAUGUCCUCAGAAACCCAGCUGAUCAUGUUAUCACAGUCUUCCAAAACAACUGAAUUCCUCUAGGUAUUCUAUACCACUUCCGUGAGAUUACUGUAGCGUACUCUUCCAUAGCCUGCUACCCCUGGGGUAUAGGUUAUAGGUGGUGGCGUAGUGCCUUUUAAUUUAACUAUUUAAUUUUUGUCUUCCUUGGACCUAUUUGGCCUUUCAUAAACUGUAAAAAAAAGAUUUGACUCUUUAGAAGAAAUCAAUAAAAACAAAUGGUGAUCUGUC